Camelus dromedarius (Arabian camel) is the source of this 2639-nucleotide messenger RNA. It is a transcript of the gene TMEM259, whose product is annotated as transmembrane protein 259. Gene Ontology annotation, biological process: positive regulation of ERAD pathway; response to endoplasmic reticulum stress. Gene Ontology annotation, cellular component: endoplasmic reticulum. The coding region runs from base 139 to 1983 and encodes 614 amino acids. Lineage: Eukaryota; Metazoa; Chordata; Mammalia; Artiodactyla; Camelidae. The transcript has 11 exons. The record is from RefSeq and is a predicted model, not a curated record.
GAGCGGAGGCGGAAGAUGGCGGCGGCGGCCCGGCGGCCGUGAGUAGCGCGGCGGCGGCUGCGGCUUUGGGGACGGCCGAUGGCGGCCGGAAGGCGCCCUCGGGGACCCACGGGCCGAUAGGGGGCGACGCGGGGCGGCAUGUCGGAGCAGGCGGCGCCCGGGGCCCCGGGGCCCGGGCCCAACGGCGGCGGCGCCGGCGCCGGCCCGGCCCCCGCACGCGGGCCUCGCACUCCCAACCUCAACCCCAACCCUCUCAUCAACGUGCGCGACCGGCUCUUCCACGCGCUCUUCUUCAAGAUGGCUGUCACCUACUCGCGCCUCUUCCCGCCUGCCUUCCGCCGUCUCUUCGAGUUCUUCGUGUUGCUCAAGGCCUUGUUCGUGCUCUUCGUCCUGGCCUACAUCCACAUUGUCUUUUCCCGCUCGCCCAUCAACUGUCUGGAGCACGUGCGGGACAAGUGGCCGCGAGAAGGCAUCCUGCGCGUCGAGGUGCAGCACAACUCGAGCCGCGCGCCCGUCUUCCUGCAGUUCUGUGAUGGCGGCAGCCACGGCAGCUUCCCUGGCCUGGCCGUGGAGCCGGCCGGCCUGGAGCUGGAGGAGGAGGAGGAAGAGGAGGAGCUGACCAUGGAGAUGUUUGGGAACAGCUCCAUCAAGUUUGAGCUGGACAUCGAGCCCAAGGUGCUCAAGCCACCGGGUGGCCCCAAGGCCCUGAACGACAGCCAGGACUUCCCCUUCCCUGAGACACCCGCAAAAGUGUGGCCACAGGACGAGUACAUCGUGGAGUACUCGCUGGAAUACGGCUUCCUGAGGCUGUCACAGGCCACGCGGCAGCGGUUGAGCAUCCCCGUCAUGGUGGUCACCCUGGACCCCACGCGGGACCAGUGCUUCGGGGAUCGCUUCAGCCGCCUGCUGCUGGCCGAGUUCCUGGGCUACGACGACAUCCUCAUGUCCAGUGUGAAGGGCCUGGCCGAGAACGAGGAGAACAAGGGCUUCCUGCGCAACGUGGUGUCCGGGGAGCAUUACCGCUUCGUGAGCAUGUGGAUGGCCCGCACGUCGUAUUUGGCCGCCUUCGUCAUCAUGGUCAUCUUCACCCUGAGCGUGUCCAUGCUGCUGCGCUACUCCCACCACCAGAUCUUUGUCUUCAUUGUGGACCUGCUGCAGAUGCUGGAGAUGAACAUGGCCAUCGCCUUCCCCGCGGCGCCGCUGCUGACCGUCAUCCUGGCCCUUGUGGGGAUGGAAGCCAUCAUGUCCGAGUUCUUCAACGACACCACCACGGCCUUCUACAUCAUCCUCAUUGUGUGGCUGGCUGACCAGUAUGACGCCAUCUGCUGUCACACCAACACCAGCAAGCGGCACUGGCUUCGGUUCUUCUACCUGUACCACUUCGCCUUCUACGCCUACCACUACCGCUUCAACGGCCAGUACAGCAGCCUGGCCCUUGUCGCCUCCUGGCUCUUCAUCCAGCAUUCCAUGAUCUACUUCUUCCACCACUAUGAGCUGCCUGCCAUCCUGCAGCAGAUCCGCAUCCAGGAGAUGCUGCUGCAGGCCCCGCCGCUGGGCCCCGGCACCCCCACGGCGCUGCCGGAUGACCUCAACAACAAUGGAGGUGCCCCGGCCGCCACCCCCGACUCUGCCGGCCAGCCCCCUGCCCUGGGCCCUAGCUUGCAGGGUGCCGGCGGGGGCCCCGGGCCUGUGGCUGAGGCACCCAGUUCCUUGGUGGCCGCGGCGGCCUCGGUGGCUGCUGCAGCCAGUGGUGACCUGGGUUGGAUGGCAGAGACGGCCGCCAUCAUCACAGAUGCCUCCUUCCUAUCUGGCCUGAGCGCCUCCCUCCUGGACCGGCGGCCGGCAAUCCCCCGGGCUGCCCAGGACAGUACCCCCCAAAGCGACUCCCCGGGGCCUGACACAACCCCUCAGGCUGCCAGGGUGAGUGGGCGUAGCCUUGCAUCCAUGGCCCUGGUGGAUGCACCCUCGGAAGUCGGCUCCUGAGCCCUGGGCAGCUGACUGCCUCUCUCCCUGGCUGUGCAGGCCAGCUGGGUAUGACCUGGCUGGAGCCUCCCGGGAUCAGGGGGGCUGUCCCUGGUGGUUCUGGGACUGCCCAGCCUGCCUUGGGUGGUGAGAGGGUCCACCAGGUUUGCUUGGAGGCGGGCUUCUCUCCCCCAGGCCGUGGGGCCUGUCUGCAGCCUGUCCCUGUUUAUGGUGGGCUUCCUUCGCCAGCAAAUCAAGACAGACCAAUGAGCCUGGUGGGAGAGGGGGCGGGGGCUUUGCAGAAGAUUCUGGAAGGGGCUGGUGAAAGGUCGGGAGCGAGCUGUCCCAGGGGCAGAGCGGGCAGGUCUCUGAGCAAGGUGAACUUGGGUGGAGAUGGCUCAGCUGGUGCUCCGUCGUGCGCAGUGCCUUUCCACGACCGCCCUCACAUGCCCGGGCUGGGGUCCCAGGAAGGUCCGGCUCACACCUCAGCCACAGGGAUGGCCGGGCACCAACAUGGAAGGCAGCCACAGGCGUCACCUCACCCUUCUCGGGGUGGUAGCUGGCAGGCAGCCCAACCCACUCGGUGAGGAAUGCAGAAGAGCGCCCAUUCCACUCUAUUUAAUUGCAGUGUACAAAACGGUGUUUGUAUAUAGAAUAAACUGUCUGUUGACAUUGUC